This is a messenger RNA of Megalopta genalis, 7236 nucleotides long. RefSeq names its product protein phosphatase 1-binding protein bifocal (gene bif). Gene Ontology annotation, cellular component: nuclear membrane; rough endoplasmic reticulum membrane. The record is from RefSeq and is a predicted model, not a curated record. Lineage: Eukaryota; Metazoa; Arthropoda; Insecta; Hymenoptera; Halictidae. Gene Ontology annotation, molecular function: microtubule binding. Gene Ontology annotation, biological process: neuronal signal transduction; chemotaxis.
GCAGCAGCAGCAGCAGGCAUCGGGCAGCAGCAGGGGCAGGAGCGGUGUGCGAGUGAACGAGCGAGGACGGCCCGUGCGCUCGCGUUUCGUCGUCGCCGAUUCGUGUGGGUGCCUGUGGCGAGUGCGUGCGCGAGUGCGUGCCCACGGGUAGGUACUUUCGAUUUCCAGCGAUCACGCGGACGACAGACACGGGAGGCCGAUCGAGCCGGGCGCACACGACGGUUGGCCAUGGAGUGAAACGGUGCGGGUACAAGCCGCCGUGCCCCUCUAGUCUCCUGUCAGUUGUUAUACGUGCUUUUGUAACUCUGUUCGCCGUGUGUAUGUGCGCGGGUAUCUCGUGGAACAGGUGUUCGACGACUCUCGUCGUCGUUGGGUCCUAUCCCGCGUCUACCCGGGUUUCUUAUCGAUCCGACCGGGCCGGCGAAAAUAUCUCUGUUCGGCGACGGGAUCGCCAACGGAACGGUUCAACGAACAGAGGAUACGACAGCCGACCGACCGGUGUGCAUACUUGCUCCGACCGGAAAGAAUGAAGUAGAAGAGGCGCGCGCGCGUGUGUACUGUCAACGACUGGCGACGCGUGCGACCGCGCGUACACGGUGUAUGUGUGUGCACGCCGGGCAUCGGCUUGUCACCGAUCGUGUUUGGGCUGCUGUUUCCCCGUUCGCAGUGUCACGGGAGGUGUUCUCGUGGUCGUGGGCCGCGAUGCCGACGGCUCGUCUCUAAGGGAAAGAUAAACGUUGCCAGUAGCAGCGAAGGAAUCGGCGGCGAAUCAGACAGAGAGAGAAAGAGAGAGAGAGAGAGGAAGAGCGAGCGAGAGCUAGAUAGAGAGAGAAAGAGAGAGCUGGAGCGAGAAAUAGAAAGAGUAGGAGAGAAAAGGAAUUGCGAGAGGGGAGUGAGAGUCGGUGGAUCGGCGGCGCGUUUGCAAACGCGCCCAUCGCGCGUCCAACAUGGCUACCGCGGGCAACGCGACGACUGGCAGCGCCGGCGAAUCGAGCGGCAACAAUGCCGCCGUGCCCCAAUGGAAAAGGGACUUGAUACAGCGGCGUAGACAGCAGAGCAAGGUGCUCACGAGCAACGGGGCGAGCGUGAAGCUCUGCUCGGCGAUGAUCGGCUCGUCGUCGCCGACGGAGUCCGUGGACCCGUUGCUCGGCCAAGAGCAGUGCGUCGCCGCCGUGGCCGGUGGUGUUGCCGGCAGCAACGUGCCGUUGCGAUCGCGCGCUGCCAUGGAAGACGAGAGCCCUGUCAACGGCCUCCCGAACAGCCCGUCCGCGAGCGUCGUUGGCGCCGCUGGCGGUGGCAACAAUGGCAGUGGUGGUGGAAGCGCAGCGGCGGCGGCCGGUGUCGUCGCGUCGUCCUCGCCGUUUCUAUGUAGAGGAGCGGCAGCGACGGCGGCAGCGGUAGCCGGUGGCGCCACCGUCGCCGGCGGAACAACCACAACCGCCGCCUCGGCCGCCGCCAGCAGCCUAGGCUCUUCAGUCGCGUGCAACAUGCGUCUCGAGGCGGAUCUGUCGCUCUGCUCGGACUCGGAGGAUGUCGCGAACGGCGCGCUGAGCAAAUCGUCGACGGACACCGAGCGGAAGUCGUCGGAGCACGGGGACGGCUCCGAGAACGAGGACGCGGUCAAAGGUAGCGGCAACGCGGACCAAGCAUCGUGCGGCGAGGAGCGCCGCGCAAGGGCCACCUGUAGGUCCGUCAAGCCGGAAAGGGACGUUCUGGCGGAGUUGACGCGCGCCAAAGCGGAAAUGGCGAGGAACAGUCCGACGGCUGCGGCCAGCGACGACGGGGAGAGCGACAGCUCGGAGGAGCUGCAGUACGGCCCCGGUAUAGUGAACAAGCUGAAGAGCAAGUACCUGAACCUGGCGCUCAGGGAGAUGAACAAGAGCCGGGUGACGGUGCAACGGUUUCGGCGCGCGGCCAGCCUCGAGGACCUGCUCGACUGCGACGACGACGCGCCGGGCGAGAAGGCCGUGAGAAAGUACACGAAGAGGACCAGCGCCGCCGGCAGCAACGCGAAGACCGAGAGAUACAGGAACGCGUCCCGGGGGAACGAGUCGAUGAAACGGGCGCGCAGCGUCGAGACGCUGAUGAGGUACAACGGCGCGGAGGAGGGCCGCGCGGGCCAGGGGAGCGUGCCGAAGCAGGAGCCGGUCAACGACCACAUCAUACUGAUCGAUCGGUCCACGGUGAAGAUCGAGAGCCGGCUCACCGAGCUGGACAGGCCGAAGCCCGUGAACAAGCCGAAGAGGAUCAAGCCGCUGCUGGCGGAGACCGAGAGGCCGCCGCCGGAUCUAGUCAAGACCACCAUGAGGAUCUUCGAGGGGUCCGCGAAGAAGCUGAGACCGAAGGGCGAGGUCGCGGCGAAGGUGGCCACCUUCAAGACCAUCAACGACACCUACAAGGCCCAGGCGCAGAAGAAGGUGGUCGCGAAGCCGCCGGUGCAGCCGAAACCGUUCGUGAACGGCAACACCAGGCCGAUGCCGGGCUCGCCGAAGAAGAUCGUGCUGCCGCAGAAGCCGACCGCCGAGCUGAUCGAGACGCAGGAGGAGUACCACAUCGACGGGGUGAUCACGGAGUCGAUCGUGCAGUCGGUGUCCUCGGUGGUCAGCAAGUUCCAGCAGAUCGAGAAGUCGCACUCGCCGUCCCCGUCGCCGGAGCCCUCGUUCAAGCUGAAGUUCUCGCCGGCGCCCAGCCCGGAGCCCCAAAAGCUAAGAUCCUCCUUGGAGAUCAGCGUAAAAUCGCCGCCGGUAACGCCGAUCCUCUCCCCGAGGAUAUCCUCGCCCAGGCUGCAGAGUCCUUCGUCGCCGAUGAAGGACACGUUCAGGCAGACGUCGCCGCAUCUGAGCAGUCCGUCGUCGCCGAUCAAGGACGCGCCCAGACAGACGUCCAGCCCGAUCCAUAAACCGCCGCCGAGCCCUAGCAGGGAGCUGCUCCGACAAAUAUCCGCGUCGGAGUCGGCGAAGGCGCCCCGAUCGCCGAUCGCCGAGGACCCGUUGCCGUUGAACAACAGCGCGGACCAUCCGAGGCAGCAGGUCCCGGAGAGGAUACAGAGCCCGACGAUUCGGGAGAAGCUGGACGAGUCGAAGGAGAAGGACCAGGACACGGUGACCAGCGAGGAGGAGGCCGAGGAGGACGUCGACGCGCCGAAGACCAUCUCGAAGACCGCGUUGGAGAACAUCGCGAAGACCGGCGUGACCAUGCAGUUCAGCUUCAGCGACAAGCCGACCGCGAACAAGAGCUACUUGCCGGGGUACACGCAGAACGGGCAGAAGUCGGCGGACGAGCAGACGGCGGAGCCGCGUGCAGAGAAGCCGUCGGAAUCCAGGGGCAAGCCGUUUUUCCCGGGGAACGCUUCCGCGAACGCUGUAACGGAGCAGGAGACGCAGCAGGUCUCCAGGCUCCAAGAGAGGCUAGAACCGGACAAGUGCGAUCGGAAGAUCGAGGACACGAAGGAGGAGGACGGGGACGCGGGGGACGCGAGGGGCAACGUCGACGGCAAACCGAUCGGUGCCAUCUGCAGCCUAGGGCUGAUCAAGAGCAUCACCGCGACCUCCUAUCCGCAAGGGAACGAGACCAAAACGAUAAGAUGCCAAAAGACCAGCGAGUCGCCGCCCCAGAAGCAGAUCGGCAUCAUCAGGCCUCUGGUCUCCACGAAGACGCAGCAUCCGCAGCAGAAUCUGAGCCACCGGGAGCUGGAGAAGAAUCUGAUCAACCGCGUGAAGAGCAUAGAACAGCCCACCAAGGUCGUGGUCAGUCUGAAGAGCGCGGACGAGAUACAACCGGCGAAGAAGUCCGGCUCCGGCAGCGGCGGCCUAUGGGAGACGAAACCGUGGAACCAGCAGAACAACACCAUGGUGUUCAACUUCAGCAACCGGAAGGACGUGCCCGACUACAUCGAGAACGACGGGCUCAUCAUCAAGAGGAAGCGGGACAAGCCGAAGGUCGGCGACGGAGGCAUCAUAGUGCUGGACGCCACGUUGGACGCGUCGACGACCGAUGACGCCGAAUGGGAGCUAGCCGGCGGUCCGCCCUCGCCGUGCGACGUCUCGUUCUUCAACGACAACGUGCUCAUCAACGGCCGCAGCAAUCUGUCGAGGACGCCGCGGAAUCACAAGCACCGAAUACAAUUCGACGACACGGCGACCCGCACCUUCGAGUAUCCCAGCGAGGCGUCGAUGCUGGAGGGCGAGAGCAGCGUGGAUGGCGAAACUUCCGGCCCCGUCGAGCAAUCUGCCCCGAUCAGCAAUAAAACGUCCUCGACCAAUUCGACGACAUCCAUGCCGGCACUUCUCGGUGGUGGCGGUGGUCUAGCCAGUUACACGCCUAGCAAAGUGGACUUGACGUCGGAGGGUUUCGAGCUGGGCGUGACAAGGGCCGUGUCGUCGACGCCGGUGCCGGCCCCGAGCACGACGACGACGACGCCGGCGACGACGCCGUCGACGGAGCAGUGCCGCACGGAGAACGAGAUCGGCGAGAUCGACUAUCUGAAGCCUGCACAGGACGCGGGUGCUUGGGGCUCCGAAACCACCGGGGACCUUCUCUACUGAAGAGGACCGCCGGCGGCCGAGGUCGCAGCCAGGGGAACACGCUUACAACCCGGAAGAGAGAAGAACAGCCCCGCGGGAAGAAGCUCCGCCGUUACCUUGACGGGGCGCGGCGCCCGGAAUUCCGGAGUUCCGUGAACUGAGAAAAGACUAGAUCGCAAAAGUAUUUUAAUUGUCGUUUGUUUUUUUUUUGUUUUUUUUUCGUAAGAACGAGCCUUCCACCGAUAGACCGCUAAAAAGAAAAGGUUUCUUCGUUCGAGUGACGAAUGCUCACCUGUAUGAUGAUUUAAGCGAUUAUUACCGCCCCCCUUAAGGGCGCGCCGUUUUCGUGGCCGGCGAAGAAUCGAGAGAAUUUAACAGUAUCAUUCCAAGUAUAUGCAUUUACUUUGUAUUAAUACGAUAACGAUACAGUGAACAGACUUUCCUAAUUAACGAGUAAUCGAAACUGCCAAGAUACGCGUCAGUGCUUUUCGUUCUUUCUGUCUAUCCGUCUGUCUGUCUGUCUGUCUGUCUUUCUUUCUUUCUUCGAUUCUCUGUCUCUUUCUUUUCUGUCCUUAAUUGUUAAGCAAUUUCUUUACACACGGAGAAGCCCAGUGAUCGGCGAGCGUUUAUAUUAGGACGGACGAUGAUCGCGAGAAGGAGAAAAGAUGGGAAACAUACGUCGCGUAAGGGAUAUACAUAGGAUAUCAUAUCACACCUUUUUGGCACAUUUUAUAGCGAGCGGAGAGACGUCGGCGAUGGAACUGAACGUUUUUUCUAACCUUUUUGAGAUUACUUUAAUCCUAAGCCGUAUACACACGAGUUCGAGCUGCCAGUCGAGAGAGGGCUAGAAAAUGUUGGGCGCGAGAUUUUUUUAGGAAAUCGCGAAACUGAGAAAAAAAAGAGAAGAACGACGGGGAAGAAUAGUUUGUUCGCGAAAGAGAAAAAGUGAAAUGUGGAACGAGAAGAAGGAGAGGGAAGAGAAGAGGGGCGGGGAAAACACUCGAGUUUAGAUUUGUAAAAGUUUUUGCCAAAGUAGAACGUAAGUCUACUUAAGUAUACUUAAAUGUAUGUGUACGAUAAGCGAAAAAAACAAAUGUUUCUGUCCAGGGAUAACGUGUAACAAUUGUAAAUUCCAAAAAGAGAAGGCUCAUUAUUAUAUACCGUGGGCGUGUAAAACCAUACUAACAUUUCUCACGCGAAUGCUCAACAGGUUCGUUCAUACUUCAGUGUAGAUAAUACAUUUAUACACCGUGAUUAAAGACGAUCAUGUUUCGUUCGGUUCGCUUGAUUGUUUCUUACAUUUGGACGAGGACCAAAACUAAAAAAAAGAAGAAAAAAAAGAUAAAAUAAGAAGAGAACACACAUAUACAAACAUAUACACCGCAAACACACUCACACACACACACACACACACAGCGAAUGAUCGCGUGCUUUUUGGAAGAGUUUUUUUUUACGAGAGAAGAUCCUGUUUAAUUUUAAGGAAAAUUGAAUUUUGUACAUACUAAAUUAUUCGUCGGCCCCGAGGCUCGAUCAGACGAAUUCGAAUUUUGCUUACCGGGGCCGACCGCGUUCUCUACGUUGUGCUCUUUGUUUCUACUCGUUGUCCGUGUUAAUUGCGUUCCGGGAGACUGUGUAACACACGUCGAGGAAAUUUCGGAGUUACGCGCGUAAACCGCGUCCGAUUGUUUCUGGUAUGAUUGCGGGCGGUAUGGUCGAAUAAAUUAGAGGAGUUGAUCGCGUGAUCGCGGACUGAUUCGAAGAAAACAAAACGUGCGAUACGAUGAUAAUAACCGAACACACCACAGGUGCGUCUGUACGCCAACGGCAACAACUGUGUUCCAUUUUCCGUCGCUGAAUUUAGAUGCUAAUAAUUCCGGCUACCGCGCGCACGUGUGUCGUGCGACGCAAACGUCGCCCAUCCGUUCGCGGCGUUUCCCUCCGUAGCGUCGCGCGCGAUAAUAGAGCUGACCGCGAAAUAAUCGACGAAUCGUGUCGCGGCCGAUUGUAAACGAAGACGAAAGAGCUUUCGCUGCUCUAGAGAACGGCUUGCAAGGAUUCGAGAGAACUGCGCGCGGAGGGAAAACCGCCGUGGGGGCCCGCGUUAGCGUUAAAAAUCGAUGCUUGAUGGGUCUGUGUGUCACAGCGUUGCAUUUUACACUGUGAUAUUUUUUUGUUAUUUCGUUUGUUUGUUUUUUUUUCUCUUCCUAUAGACACUACAAUUGUUUUCCAAUCAUUCGUGGAACAGUAACCGUGUCGAUCGCGUUUUCAGUUUGAAUCACAAUAAGUACUGGUAAGAGAGCGGAGCAAACGAGAUUACGCUCGCGCGGCACGCGUUGGCAUCCUUUGUAUUCGCGCGGAUUAAUUAGCCGAUAUAUAUCUUGGUCGAUCUGAUUAAACGACAAUGUAAUCUCGCUGCUCCGGUCGCGAGGGGACUCCGUAUAUUAUUUUUGUAAAUUAUCGCUGUACAGAGUAUGGAAAAGGCAUCGUCGUUCAAGCCAAGGAUUACGAAGAAGAAUUAGUAUUAUGCUUUAAACGUUAUAAUUAUUCUCAUUAUUAUUAUUAUUACUCCUAUGAUUAUUAUCGUUACGAUUAUCUGAAGCUUGAAUCCCGCAUUACCUUAUUGAGUAUACUUACCAGUUUAGAAAGUAUUGUGUGAUGUAUCGUCUGUGUGUUACAAAAGGUAUUCAAGUAAUAAAAUGAAUUAUACAAUUAC